Molecule: messenger RNA, 2209 nt
Organism: Eleginops maclovinus (Patagonian blennie)
Lineage: Eukaryota; Metazoa; Chordata; Actinopteri; Perciformes; Eleginopidae
Gene: lrif1
Product: ligand dependent nuclear receptor interacting factor 1
Exons: 2
Coding region: 351-1970 (539 amino acids)
Biological process (GO): regulation of DNA-templated transcription
Molecular function (GO): nuclear retinoic acid receptor binding
Source: RefSeq, a predicted model, not a curated record
ACGGAUGCGGAAACGGAAGACCAGCUGAUUUGCUGGAAGAGAACCGUCGAGUUAUUAAUGCUAAUAAAACCGUGUUUUGUAGUCUAUACUUGACCACUCUGCGGGUUUUAAAGCAGCCUCUUCGUAUACUUUAUGAACGGAAGUAUCGACGGAUACAAGUUACUUGCUUAGACGUUAGUUACUUGUAACCCUGCUUGACUUUUAUGUAAACAAACUUAACCUGACUGAUAGCAUGUACUGUUAUGUCUCGAGAGUCCUACUAUAGCUGCUUCAGUUACGCUGAACUGCUACUUGGGAGUCACGGGCUGUGUGAUGGGAAUACAAGCCAAGUCUCACCUCCUUCAUGACUCAUGAAUCCCGCAAUUCAAGAAAUGGAUCCGGUUCAAAGCAACACCGCCACCUUCUACGAGGCAGUACCUGCUGUCGGACCCGAUGGAACUGACAUCAUGAAACUGAUUCCUGUACAAAUCGUCAACAGACAGUUUUUCCAAUAUCCAUCAAGCCAACACGAAACACACCCUACACCACAGAGAGCUGAAGCCGUGAACAUUUCCUCAGCACCUGUCAAGAUGUUUAAAGCAAAUCCGGAACUUUGUAACUCAGUGAAAAAGUAUCUAUCGCAGAAACAGAAAACAAAGUUAAGGACCAUAGCUCCAAGUGCAACACCUGCAGUUAACAUUGGGAAGUCCGGAAGAGUUACGAUUCAGCUCCCAGUCACAGGGAAAUCUCCAGAACUCCCUAGAGGACAGCCCUCUAACACACAAGUCCAAACAGUCCUAACAGUCCUAGCACCUGAACUACCUGAGAAACCGAUUCUUACUUCAUCAGCCAACGCCUCUCUGAGUUCAGGCCAACCCGGUGUGGUCAACGUGUUACCUAUAAAAAGUGACAGUCAAGGCGUUACUCCACAGAUUGACUCUGCACUCGACACGCUCAAGCUUCUUUGCAACAUGGCAAAUAAAACGUCAUGUGGACCUCUAUUAAAAGGAUCACCACAUUUAACAUUGAUUCCAAAGGGUUCACGAAAGCCCAACAGCCCCAUGAAGUGGGUAGUUGAUGAAGAGGACAGCGCAUUACUUCCAACUCCUGAUCCGGUUAAUUCUGUAACUUCAAAGAUUCUUCGAGUUGUUGCUGAGAGAGAAAACGCUGAAAAACUCUGCGACGUCAUUACCAAACCCAGUCAUACUGUUGAACCCAUUGCUUCUUCUGUUGCGUCAGAGAUUAUUGGAGUUGCAGCAGAGAGAGAAAACGCUGAAAAGCUCUGUGAUGUCAUUACCAAACCAGGUCCGAUCCCUGAGCCUGUUCCAUCUUUUGUUGCAUCAGAGAUUCUUCGAGUUGCUGCAGAGAGAGAAAAGGCCAGCAAGCAAUGUGAUGUUGUCACAAUGUCAGUUUCUCGGUGUAGUCCGGGCACAAGCGUAGACGGAAUGAAACACAUGUUGGUAAUCAAGAACAGAAAGGAUCCAGCACAGCAACAGAAUUCGAAAUUUAUUUCCAUACUUCCUAAGAUCGCAGGUCUUCCAAGAAACGGUGAGGAAGUAGGGGGAAUUCCGAAAUGUCCAGGACUAGGAACUACCGUGAGAAAGAGUGAGAAGUUAGGAAAACCUCCUAGUCAGCACCAAGUAACAGUGAAAUAUCCACUACCCAGAGGACAUCGCCUUCAGAGUCCCCCUGAUACACAAGUCGGACCAGUCCUAGCAUCUGUAGUAUCACCGGCUGUCAAAAAACAUGUUCUUACUUCAUCAGCCAACUCUCGUCUAAGUCCAGGAUUCCACAAUGUUGUCAAUUUGUCCCCUACUACGAGUGUCAACCAAGGAGGUAAUCCACAAAGUGAUUCUACACUUGGAAUACGCAAGUUUCUUAGAAAAACGUCACCUGGACCUCCAUCAAAGCAUCAAAGCAUCAAAAGCACACUUAAGAUUGAUUCAAAAGGAUUCAGAAAGGCCCAACAGCCCCAUGAAGUGGGUGGUUGAUGAUGAGGACGGCCCAACAGCUCCAUUGCUGGAUCCCAUUGAUUCUUGCACUGCUUCAGAGAUUUUUCGAGUUGUUGCGGCAAGAGAAAACCUCGGGAAGCACUGUGAUAUCAUUCCAAACCCAGAAGCUGGGUCAAGUCAGGGCAAAAAUGAACAAGGACAGGAAACCUUAAUCGUUUGCGAUGGUAAGGUGUUUUUACUGGCAAGAAAUCACAGCCUACAAUUUGAAAACAGGAAAA